ACGGCGGAAGCCGAGAGGUAUUCAAUUACUAUGGGUGGACUCGAAUUCCGCUCGGUCCUCCCAUUCCCUGUAGCUUCAUGCCAGCGCCGUCUACGUCGGCUGGGGAUUCUUCCUGACCAUUUCCUCUCCCUGGCUUCUCACCUGCAAUAUCUAAGUCGUCAGUAUUCAUAUGCCAAACCUAUCUGCGAUACACUUCCUUGGGCGUGUAAUUGUUGCGGCGGCGUUCAACUCAGUACUAUUCGGUGUUAUCACGGUGCAGACCGCAACGUACGUGCGGCGGUUCAAACAUGAUUCAUGGGCUUACCGAUUUCUGGUCGGAAUUAGUUUCCUUAUAACUUUUUUUCAAGGGACACCAUUUGGCUGGUUAGUUUCGAGACAUUUCUGUAUUCGAUGUCAGUGCUCGAAUAGCGCGCUCGCUUCCCGCAGGGGUUUUUUUGCACCUGUUUUAAGCGUUGCCUUCAUACCAGUCCUAUUACAUUCGUAUUUCGUUCGUCUCAUCCAUCUCGUUGGACAAAAACGCGUCCUGACCAUCUUCAUCUUCAUUCCUGUAAUUGCCGAAUUCGGUUUUGGCGUAAAAUUAGUCCAAAAUCUAUUUCGAAGGCCACCAGAUGUCCUUGGACAACUGGGCACCGGAGUGCGACCAUAUUGGGAGUUGGCGCCAGAAGAUGGAUCUUUGGUGUCUCUGGCCUCUGGGGCUGCUUUUACUGGGAUCAUUACGUCUCUAACAUCCUGUGCUCCACUCGCUAGUAGUAUCACCGAUCGCUUGGACUUGCUCAAUACCAUCGGGAAUAUGAUCGGUUCCAUUUAUGCUGUCGCAUUAAUUAUCAAUGUGCACCUGCGUUCUCGACUCCGUGCAACCUCUGAUGCCGCCGUGGUAUGCCCCAGAAACCUGAAGUCUAUUUCCGUGAUGGUGACGAGGGAAGUAGCCCAAGAAUUACGAUCUGAAGGGAAGCAUGAACGAACUUUGCGGAUUCGAAUGACCCAGCUUGAUCCGGAGUACCCAGCGACUGACUCGCUCGUAUAUUACCGAGACAACCCGGCAUUCGAAGCUUAAUGCUGUUAUUGGACCAUCUGUACAUGAUAGUCUAAUUAAAAUUUCACAAUAGGUACCCUGCAUGUCGACCACGCCCUACGCCCCUAAACUCGCUGAUCGGACGCUUACGGACCUCAACUCGAAACAUCGAUGUCUGU
This is a messenger RNA of Cantharellus anzutake, 1191 nucleotides long. RefSeq lists its product as uncharacterized. The record is from RefSeq and is a predicted model, not a curated record. Lineage: Eukaryota; Fungi; Basidiomycota; Agaricomycetes; Cantharellales; Hydnaceae. The transcript is spliced from 20 exons. The coding region runs from base 170 to 1054 and encodes 294 amino acids.